AUGUCAGAUUCGGAGGCUGUGGAAGAAGUGGCAAGCACAGAGUUUGUGCCUCCGGAGGGAGAAGAAGAAGGAGAAGGUAGCUUCUUGGGAAGCAUCUGUUCCCAGAAAUCCUUGGGAAAUCUUGACCCUUCCGAUAGAACAACAAAAGCAAGAAGAGUCAAGAACAAUAACUGGUGCCUCCAGAAACCUGACAUAAUGAUUAUGAGUGCUGAUAUUACUACCACUCUCUACUCAGGAACUGCAUAG
This is a messenger RNA of Sphenostylis stenocarpa, 246 nucleotides long. Lineage: Eukaryota; Viridiplantae; Streptophyta; Magnoliopsida; Fabales; Fabaceae. The record is from the annotation of a GenBank genome assembly.